Messenger RNA from Xyrichtys novacula (pearly razorfish), 31805 nucleotides. The record is from the annotation of a GenBank genome assembly. NCBI's taxonomy places the organism in Eukaryota, Metazoa, Chordata, Actinopteri, Labriformes, Labridae.
AUGUCAUUUUUUAAUUUUCGUAAAAUAUUUAAAUUGGGAGCCGAAAAAAAGAAGAAACAGUAUGAACAUGUGCGAAGAGACGAAAAUCCAGAGGAAAUAUGGGACAUAAUUGGUGAACUGGGAGAUGGGGCCUUUGGAAAAGUGUUCAAGGUGGGUAACGUCUUCUCUGGGCUGCUCUGUGUAAGGCCUUUCUUCUUUGUGAGUUAUUGUGGCAAAAGGGGCCAGAAUGUGAGCCCAUUGUUACUUAAUAGUCCUGUUUUUGAGGACUGACACAACGUGAAAGCAGUGCUACAGCAAUCCUGUAUUGCUUUGACCCACCCACUAUCUUCAAACAAAUAGACCAGCUCUGCCACAGAGGUGGUGGGGUCAAAUAUGACUGCUGAGAUCUCUUUUAUGCUUGUCUGACCUAUUCAAUUCAAAGUCUCUUUUAACAUGAAAGCUCCAGGAAGAAAUUCACUGUGGAGUCAAAAUAGUCAGUGAACAAAAGAUGUGAACAAAAAUCUUGAGAAACCCACAAUAUGAAAGAAGUUAAAUAAUCAAUAUGAAAUGCUGAAAUCACCUGCCCAUCUUUGUGUUUACAUGUGACAGCCUGGGCUGUGCUGUGUCAAUAAGAAAAUGAAGUGGAAGAAAGAAGACUGCUUUCAUUAACAAACAACUAACAAAUAUUUAAAACACACUUUAAACUAUGGGAGUAAAUCAUCAUGACGUACCAAUUGAUAAUGUUUUUAAACCAUUGCAAACUUUUUUUGCAUUAUGUGUUUUGAAAGAAAAGUUUUCAUAACAGCACCUACUGGAAAACAUUUCUACCAAUGUACUGCAUCUGUGAACAGUGUUGGCCAAGACUUGACUGUUAGUUUCAAAAGUUUUGGUGAUAUAUGUAUCAGCAAAUAACAACUGAAAUAAUCAUUAUACGAGUAGAUAGAAAAACUUUGUCUGAUGUGCAAGGCUAAUAAAUUGGUGCAAUAAUAAUGCACAUUCUAUGGUAGUAUAAGCCCAAUUUAAACAUCUACAUUCAUCAUGGAUGGUAAAAUCAACGGUUGUAGGUGUUGUAUUGUGGUUUCUUCAAGUCAAGUAGGUCAUCAUAAUGAAUGUUGAAGGUAAAUUCUAGCACAGGCGAAUUUCAGUGUUUUCCACAAUGAAAAUAAGGUGUGUCUGACUAUCAGAAAUUAUGAGUUUGAAAAUUUUGGCAUGCUUGGCAUUUGUAAAAUUCAAUAUUUUGCAGUCCCACAUAUAAGAGGUAUCUAAAAGGCACUAGAUGUUGAAGUGGAGAUUUAACCAAAGUUUGCCUCAACUGAAAUAUUUUCGUAUUUUGCAGUCAAGAGCAAAAUGGUCCCGAACUUCUUUCAAAUUGACCAUAUAACUCUAUCAUGAUAUUUUCAGAUGGCUGACCUGGCAUCAAAGCAGCCCUCUUGUCAUCAUUUUAAUAGUCCCAUUGUUUGGUUUGGCCCCAUUGCAACCAGGGUCUAGAUAGAAGCUAGAAGCUUUAUUUGCAUGAGUGACAGUCAAUUUUAUCAGGCAGGAGGGCUCUACCAUCUCUGAAACAAGGAGGUCCGGGGUUCACAAACACAACUUACGUGCUUUUUUAUGCUCUCUGUUGCCAAAGAGUAUUUUUAGACGCUUUGUGUCAUACCUAAAUUAAUCCAAAUCUGCUGGGACAAUGAUUUAGUCACAGGUUGCCAGUUUCCCAAGAAUACCGAGAGCAAGGUUCACAUGAGAUGGACCAAGUGUUCUCAAAUGUCAAAUACUGAGCACAUACUAUACGUUUUUAUCAGUGUUGUGGCGGAAAGUGCUCUCACAUCAUAAAGUGAAUCAUUUACAACCUGAAACUCUCAGUUUAUGUGCUGAAGCAGAUAAACUGUGUGUUAGCACUGUACGUGUAAAAUCUGGAGAGAGCUUUGACAACUGUAAAUAAUGUUUCUUCUGAAACCUACAGAAGUUAAAGUCAGAGAAUACCUCUUUGAUCAUAAACAUUCUGUAGAAUAAUCACAUUUCUGACAUGACAACAAAUGCUAGAUGAGUUGAAGUUUUGUAAAAGUGUAACUUAUGGUAGAGAUAUGGCUGGUCAUUGUUGAUAUAUGUAUAUUUAAGCAGUGUGUAUCUUGCAGUGUGUUGCGAUGGUGCUUUUUGGACACUGCCUGCCACUUCAUGCAGCUGCAAUCAGGAAAAAAAAGAACAUGAUACAGAUCUCUUUUUCUUUACUGCUCUUGAACAGUGGUUAUAUGUGCCAGCUUUGAUGUGUUUAUGAUAGCAGGGCCACACAAUAUGCUUUGUAGGCAGCAGUGUUGUUUUUUUUCCACGACGAUGACGUUACGAUGACGAGCCAAACAUAAGUCUUACAUGACUAAAAUGUGACGAGACGAAUGUACGUUUGUGUUGACGAGACAAGACUAGAGGAAAAUGUUAGUGGUGGACUACGUACGGAGUUGCAAAAUUCAUGAGCAUUUUGCCAGUCAAAUGCUAAACAUAUAUUCUGCAGUGUUGUUAACGUCAUUGUCAACGAUAACAACACUGGUAGGCAGCUACUGUUUUAGAGCCACAAAGAAAAGAUCUUUUUCAGAUGCAAAAAGUUGGUUUUUGGAGGGUUGGGUGAAGACAGGCUAAUGUACAGAUCCCAAAUGACACGUAUGAGGCUUUUCUGUAGACUUCUUAAGUACUAGUAACUGUAUCAGAACAACUCCACUGUUCAAGAGAAGAACAACAGAUCUGGUAUCAUCAUUCUUUCAUAAAAGCAGUAGUUCAUGUUUGUCCUGUACUUAAGCUGAGGAGGAGCCACAAAUAGUAAAUUACAGGUUUUUGUUUAUAUGCUACGUGGACCAAACCAGCUGUGAAGUCAAGCUAUUCUGAUACAUCAGUGCAACAACAGCCCAAUCUCAGUGGAUUUAUGGUGGUGUACAAGCUGUAUGUAUUAGUACUGAGGAGGUUGUAAUGGGGGUGGUGCUUUUCUAAAUGUAGUGUAUGGCUGACCCCGGUGCUCAGGCAGGUCACCAGGAAGUGGCUGCAUCCCAUUUCACAGCAGCAACUUCAUUGAGCACAUCCUGCCUGCGGAGGAGCCAAAACAAACAGGAGAAAUUUCCACUUUAGGAAGACAUGCUCAUGUUCUGCUGACUUAUUUAGACUUGCAGCAAAGCUGACACUGUUUAUAUGAUGUUUUUAGAGUCUCCUACGGGCAGUUUCAGUUUUCAUUUGAGGUCACAGGUCAAGAUAGCCAAAAGGCCAACACAACCAAGUUUGACCUUUUGUAAGUCUUUUAGAUAAGUCUUUUUGCCUCAGUCAACUCAUAGUUCUAAUGUCCUGUAUUUUGACAAAUCAGCUGAAACAGUUAAGGGAAAAAAACAAACACACUCUGUUGUUGUCUAGAUUAUUGUUCAAGACAAGCAAGACUUCUGACUCCAAACUGAUGAACUGCCUAAAUCCGCUGUCCAUUCUGCGGUCUAAUAAUAUUUUCGUCCCACAGGCUCAAAACAAACAGACAGGCGUCCUUGCUGCAGCCAAAGUUAUUGACACAAAGACUGAAGAGGAGUUGGAGGACUACAUGGUGGAGAUUGACAUCCUUGCCUCCUGUGACCACCAAAACAUUGUCAAACUGCUCGACGCUUUCUAUUAUGAGAGCAAACUCUGGGUGAGUACAAUAAAGAACUCUCUGGAGUUACAAAGUCAACAGUUUUUCUUCUCUACAACCCCCCAAGCAGAGGCAAUCAUGCCCACUAACAGCAUUUUGAAAAAGUAAAAAAAAAACAUCUUAAAGCACAAAUUAGGAAUAACAUAUAGUUAUGGCGUCUAAUUUUUUUAAUGACUGCAGCUUUUUCAGCCUCAAAUUUGAUCAAAACAGAAACUGAAUGUGUUUGAAAUGAAAAAUACAAAAAAAAUCACAGAGAAUAUAACGCUUCACUGAGUCAUUUUGUGUGAGCUUUUUAUUCAGGCUGUCCGUCUAAUAGAAAUAUGGGCUGAGAGUGGGCUUUGACAAUAAAUGCAUUCAAUAUCACUGUGCUGUUAUUUCAAGGUUUUGCAGUUCACACACAUUUCUUUGCUGCUGCUGUGCUGUUAUCAAAGUGUGAGGCCAAAGUUCAUACAAGUAGCAGAAACAAGCAGCUUUCGUGGCUGUUAAUCAUCAUACCUGUUUGUUGCUCAGCCUCUUUUGAUGAACUCAUUUUUUACUACCUUUUCAUUUCAUUACACUGUAGCCUUUUAGUCAAGCAAAUACACACAUAUUUGGAAACUGAAAUGAUUUUGAAACAGCCUCAAGUUUCUGUGCAUCACAAACCCUUAAGAUCUGGUACAUCAGAGUUGUGCUCCAGUGAAAACUGAGCAGUUACAUACUGUAUGUUGGUAGAUAUUUGACUUUCACCCUAUAAGCAAACCUGAAUCUAAAAGUUCAAUGUGUGGGAGCAUGGGAGGUGUUCAUGCAUAAAUAACCUGCUUGUGUGGGCUCGAACCUCAUGGAUUACUUUAAUUAUAGGUUGUUCCAAACAGUAGCUUGAAUAUCCAGCUCUGCUUCACAAACACAUUUUUGCCCUAAACACAUAUUUAGUAGGGGUGGGAGAAAAAAUUGAUACAGUAUAAUAAUGCGAUAUUUUGUCUGGUGAUAUAUCGUAUUGUCUCAUUGAUCAAGUAUCGAUUUUUUCAAAUUAAUUGGUAAUAUGAACUCAAUUAUAUGAUAAUGAGAAAAUAAAAUCAACUGUUUGUCUAGUGAGGUUUGCAGAGGAGACAUUAUAGAGCAAGAGAAAGUUAGUGUAACAAAUAUAGCAGCCGCUCGGGAGGGACAUUAGGAAUGCAAGCAGGGCACAAAUGCGAUGGACCUGACACAUAAGGUUUGCAAGACGUGCUACAUGAAAAUAAAAUACUGUGUAAAUAAGACAAACAUAUAGGAAAAACAGCUGAAAAAAUUGUAUAAAUCACAAGAUGUUGUAUCGCAAUACUCACUGCAUUGCAAAAUGUUAAAAAUCGCAAUAAAAUCGUAUCGUGGCUCAAGUAUCGUGAAAAUAUUGUAAAAUAUUAGUGAUUCCCACCCCUAGCAUUUAGUUGAGCAAACUUGGCAGAAAUGGAAUAUGAUAUUGAUAAGUGUGUAAAAGAAUUAAGAAAAACUUUCAACGUAGUCUUUGUAUUAAGUGAGUGGCCAGGUAAAUGCAUUGGCUGAAAGACGAAAAUGAUGAAUAUUUCUACUUCAGCAAGGUAGAAGUCAACUACAGAUUUACAGAGAUGCUUAGAAUGAGCUGUAAAAAAAGAUAAAGGUUAUUGGAGCACAUAAAAACAGACAAGGAAUACAGACACCAUACAAAGUCUAAUGUGGGGAAGGCAAUUCCAUCCUCAAGUCACAGAGUUUUUUAUAACCAGGGCAAACCAUGAAUCUAGUGACUAUCAUAUGAGUCAGUGCACAAAUAUCUAAAAAGAUAGUCAGUCAUUAUGAACUCCCAUGAUUACCUGUGCAUUGAAUUCAGCACAUUUCAUUGAGCGCUCAGCCCUUUUCCUCCUCAUUGUUCCCUGAACAAUAGCUUCAGUUGAAUGGAGGCUGUCUGUUGAUUUUUAUCUCGGCCUGUGUGUGCAGCACCUGCUCGUGCAAAGUAGAGACAAAGUCAUUAUAUAUGAAGAGCCGAGAGUGUUUCUUAGACAUUUCCUCUUCGAAAUGAAAGACUUUUCCACACUGUCAUGACAGAGUGUGGGAAAUCUAACCAUCCUGAGCUGUGACUCCCAUUGCUGCUAAUAUUUUUAUCCAUUAAAUCACAUGAAGGUGAUAUCUUGUCCACUCUCAUUUCUUUUCCCUCUUACAUGAGUGCACAACUGUCUAUACCAGUGGUUCUCAAUCCAGUCCUCGAGCCCCCACUGUCCUGCAUGUUUUUGAUGUUUCCCUGUUCCAACACACCUGAUUCAAAUGAUCAGCUCGUUAUCAAGCUCUGUAAUGGCUUAAUAACGAGCUCAUCAUUUGAAUCAGGUGUGUCGGAGCAGGGAAACAUCCAAAACAUGCAGGACAGGGGGGGCUCGAGGACUGGCUUGAGAACCACUGGUCUAUACACUGGUAUAUGUAGGUGUGUGAAAUAAACAAGAGGGAGAGGAAGCUGCAGCCCUGGCCUGAGGUUCCUCCCUGCCUCCUGCCACUCUGAAAGACCACUGUGAGGACCAUUGUACAACAGCAGGGCCGCUAAAACAACAGUACGCCCACAGUGAAACACUAGAAUGGCGUGCGUGUUGAAUAGGCAAGACGGAGACUUGAGCAAUUGUAUGUCUUGUAAGGGCUUUGUUGUUGUAAGUGGAACAGUCUUGAAAACCUCAACUGAACAAUAGAAUACCACAAAACCUCUGGGAAAGAAUCAUGUUUUAGGGGAAAAAUAACUUUUUUAAGUUGCAUUACUUUUCAAUUUCAAUACAUAUGACACAAAUCUGGGCCUCAACUCUUCUCAAUCUCAAUCAGUUUGUCAGUGUUACAAAAUUGUAAAGCUGCAGUUUUACCUUCUCUUCCUGGAGAUUUGAUAUUUCUUAAUUUUUUAUCCUAUCCUCAGUGAGAUCAAAGCCCCCUACAGUUUUGACAUGCAUUUGAUUGUGGAUUAAUAUUAAUUGCCUGUUAAAAACCCUACGGUUUCACUCUUGCUAAAUUUGGAAGCUGAGUUGCAUACAGAGGCAAAGACAGUGUUGCAUUUAAUAUGAAGAGCAGUGAUUUAUUAUAUGGAUGCUUCUUGUUGUGCUUGAUGUUGAAUGAGAUGAUUCUGCAUUAAAGCAGGUUAAAAAAAAAGAGAAAUUCUUGGGCCAGCCCUGGCAAAGUCUGUUUUUGACUCUUAUUCACUGGUAUAGUCACUUUAAAGAUUAAAGAUUAGAUUGGAUUAGAUAGAACUUCACUGAUCCUUUUGGGAAGGUUCCCUGAAGAAUCUGAAACUUGAACUAUCUCUACUUAUACAAUCGCUGUCUGAUAUUACAGAGAAUACACUUUUUUUGCACCAGUUGUGCAUGGCCUUUUUUUUUUUUUUUUACACUAACACCUCAUUCAGUGUCAAUACUGUACACUGCAUAGCUCUUUGAUGGAUUCUCUGUAUGGAACAGGACUUCAAAUUUUAGGUCUUAAAUAACACAUUUGCAUUAUCUUGCCUGCUCCAGCUUUGUGUAAAUCUAUGUUUCCAAAUUUACACAAACUUAGCACAACUGUGUUAGGUCCAUAGACCGAAGACCUAAAAAAAAUGAACAUUCGCAGUUUCUGUUUUUGCCUGUGAUCCACCAAAUCUGUGUGCUUCAUAAGUAGAAAGUAAAAAAAAAAAAAGAUACAGAAGCCUCUAUUUGAAAGCCUUUUGUUUGUAAAUUACUGUGUCCCUGUAAUGCACCACAGAUCCAUUUUUUAUGGUGUCCUUAUGUACUGAGAUGAGUAAAAUAGACGGUGGCAUUGAAAAGAUUUGGUUGAAAAGGUUUUCAAAUGUCAGACUGUUGUGUUCUGCUUUUUUGAAAGCAUGUUUGAAAAGAUUGACAAAAAAGGGGGCUAUGUUUAUGAGUACAACAAAUCACAGGCAAUGUUCAGAUUCAUGAAGAUGCAUAUAGAAUCAGGGAUUAGAAAAAAUAAUAAUACAAAGGUCUAUACAAUAUGUUCCUCCCCUCUUGUAAAUGCAAGUUUUUCAAGGACUAGCUUGAAAUUACCAGAUACAAAGCCUGGCAACAUAUCAUCAUAUAGUUUGAAUGUAACAUGCCAACACUAGAGAUAGCAUUAUGUGACAAGGCUCGGCUUCUAUCUGUAAUCCUAAAGCUCCAUAAAUACACUUCAUUGCAUGAUCAUGCACACUAGUUUCCUGCCGACAAACAGGUCUCUGAGGUGUCCUGGUUGUGUAGCCAUAAGUUGUAUAAUUGAAUUUAUGAAUAUGGAUAAAGCUUUUUUCAGAUUUCCUGAAAUCUGAACAUGCUUCCUCCUGUUAUCCAAUAGAAACAAAGCCAUUGUAAUAAAGUGAUAAUGUUAUCAAGGUUUCUUAACCGUCUCUGUUGUGGCAGUGACUAAGAUGGUGAGAAAUCAGGAAACAGUUACAUACAGACAAUCAGAGGCUGUGCUCAUGGCAGCAUUGAAUAUAAAGAUAGGAAUAAUCUGAUUUUCAUGUGUUUUAUGUUAACAUCUUACCUAGAUUAUGAUGAUAACUAGGAAAAGCUAAAACUGGGAUGCCAAAAAGCAUACUAACAGACACUCAGCUCUCGAUGCUCUGCCCUAUAAACCACUAUAACCAUUCCCACUUCUGCCCGGAGGUGCUGCGUCCAUAAAAUCUUUAAUCCUAUUUAAAGAAUAAGGCCUCAGGUCUGGCAGUAUAGCUAGCUAGCCAGCCAGCGAGCUAGCAGCUGUGGAACCUUUUCCACAAUGUGGCCUCAACCGGGCCAAUCCUCUUACAUCAACAUCCAUGUUGAAAGCUUCUAUAAAUGCCUUUGAGGGCUCAGAGUGUUUCAUUCGCACAGGCUGGAUGGGGGUUAAUUCUCAAAUUGCCUAGGCUCAGUGAAAACGUGAUGAUGUUGACUUUGUAGGUGUUGAGUACGUAAUCAUAAACAGUGAAUGUUCCAGCAGCUGUAUGCAUGUAGGCAAAAAAACAUUGCCAUGUGGAUCUGAGAACCUUCCAGAGCCUCACAAUAGGUUCAAGCUGGGUGCUCGUUCCAAGAGGGCCUGCUGUCACUACGAGUGUGUUAUAGUUAUUAAAAAAAAAUGAUAUCCUGGUAACUUGGAGGAUUUUGCUGAUUAUGACAAUUUACAAUAAAAAACAUCAAAAAUUAUGUUAAACAAAAAUGUGUUGGUGAAAGUCAGGUAUUGCACCAGCUUUCUAUUGUUAAUUUAUUGUUAAUAUUGUCAAAAAUAUAUUUUUUUACUCAUUAACUUAAAUUAUUGUCAUUAGAGAUAAUACAAUACAAAAACACUGAAUUCAACAAAGCAAGUUUUGGGAUCAAACAGUAGAAACCGUUUCAAAGUGGUCUUCAAGAUCUACUUUGUGCAAUAAGACAAUAAUACUACAAUAAGACAAAGACUGAAAAAACAAGUAAAAGAGCAUUUUAAAAUGACACUUUGUUGGCUGAUGACUCUGCCUAGGUUUGCAUAGUACGUUUUGUUUGUACAUUUUAUUAUUUUGGCACCUAAACUUUCAGUCGUGGUCAAGCAUUGAGUCCCAAAGCUUUUCAUAUGCUGUGUGGUGGUUGAUUGGCAGAUGGUGAAACAAGUGAGUUAUCCAACUGUCUUGAUGGCAACCACUUUUAGUCUGUAGAUUGGUGUCCUUAAGCCACCUCUGAACCACAUCGUUGUACGUGAGGAUGAUCCAUGCCAAGUAAUUAAAACUGAUGACAGCUGGUGUUGGUUUUGUUUGGUAUUCUGGCUCUGUUUUUUCACUUAUUUUAUCUUCAGUAAGUUGUAAACACUACGUGUGUUUUUGAUGUAAAUGCAUAGAGCAAAAGCCUGGCCUGAUCAUAUUCAGUGAAUUCAGCUGACUCUCAAGGUGUGUGUCGAUUGUUGAGUGACAUACUUUAAGUUGUGUCUGCGUGUUGUUAAAAAAGAAAUAUUUUGUUAUCUCAAGAUACUAUUCAGUAAGUCACACACUCGGCUAUCAACAGAUUAAAUUAAUUUUGUGGCACAUCCUCAAGCUUAUUUCCGAAUAAGUUUUCAUGUCAAAUUUAGCUUUAAUUUGAAGCCAAUUAAAUCAACAGCAGUCUUGUUUACAGAAACAAACAAAGUGUUUAGCCUGAAAAAAUCCUACAUGAAACAUAAUCUGUGUAUGCUGAAUUCAUGUGCAAAAAAUGCCUCUUUAACCCAAAUAUUGUCAAAACCCACUUGUCAAAACCAAAGAAUGCUUUAAGCACUUACUCGGUUUAUCCAAUUUUAACAACUUGUUUACACACAAUGCUUUACUGCUUUACAUGUCCGUGCUUUGCUCUGACCAGCAUGCUUUACAUCAUGGUUGUUACUGAUUUAACAUCUGUAUGUCCUUUAUACAUUUACUGACUGAUGUAUGAAAACAGUCUUUCAAAUUUGGAAUAUUAUAAAAACAACGCUUUUGUAAAUUGUGACACCUCUGUGUCUGAUUGUGUUCUCUUUUUCCCCGUUGUUGGCAGAUCCUCAUUGAGUUCUGUGCAGGAGGGGCUGUGGAUGCAGUCAUGCUAGGUGAGUCAGCAUUUACACUUUGCAUGCAGGUUGUUAUUUGGUGCAGCAGCAAACAGCAAAGUGGAAAUGAAUCUACCAAAUUCUCUUGCGGACCACCCGCAUAUGACAUACUUCAGUCAUCAAUCCACCAAGUGCAGCUGAACCCUUAUUACCAUCUAUGAUUAGGCUGCAUUAGUGAAUUCCUGGUUCAAGAAUGCCAAGCAUGUGUUUGUGUGACCCUCGUCCCCCUGCAGAACUGGAGAGACCCCUGACAGAGCCUCAGAUCAGGGUGGUGUGUAAGCAGACUCUGCAGGCUCUUGUCUACCUCCAUGAUAACAACAUCAUCCACAGGGACCUGAAGGCUGGAAACAUCCUCCUCACGCUGGACGGUGACGUCAAGCUGGGUAAGGGCAAAGUCAUAUCCUGCUGUUGACACCAGCAGCUACAUCCUGCCUCUCAGGCUCAUUAGUGACAGGAGUGUGGCAUUAAAACUACCUUCAGCAUGGAUCGUUAUGAAAUCAGUAACAGCUUGAUAUGAAUAGAUCUUUAAUGUUAUGAAACAGCAGAAAGAACUCGACAGCUGCAAUGACUAAUGUCUGAAUGUGCAAGGUGUCGAUUUAUAAAUCUCAGUCAUUGAAUCUUUUCCCUUUGAACCAAAAUAAAAGACUUUAGCCAUUUAGUGUCUCAAAGUCCAGAGAGAAAAAAAUCGGAGCUGCUGUGCUCCCAGCGCCUGCAGCCCCUUUCUAGAGAGCUUUGAAGAAACAUAGAUCUCACCGCUGUUGUAAUCACGAGGCCCAUUUGUCCUGAGGAAGAAACAUCUAUGACAAUUUUAUCUGUGGGCGGAAAACUUGCAACUGAGACCUUGAACUGGACCUCAUUAAUAAUCAGCAGCUCAAUCUGUAGACUUUCCUGCAACUUGUAUCUGCAGAACAGGGUUGGAAAAGCCUUUAUUUGUAUUCACUUAUUAUCUAUGAUCACAGAGAAAAUGUAACACAGAUAUAAAAUGUGAUAGUGCAGGGCUUGAAACAAACUUUUUUCCCCAAGUAGAACAUGUGCCCCUAAGUUGAAAAAGUAAGGAGUACACAAAGAACACAAAGGGCACAAUGAAAAUGGAUCAGAUAACGUGUGUUUUAUUGUCCGACCUUAGUACUCUUAUUUGAAGUCAAUUUUAGGUCAACUGGUCACAUCAACCAGUAAUUUAUUGAUGGUCCCUUAUUCAACACCUGACGUUGACAGCGAGGAGGGCGCCGAGUAGAUUUAACCUCGCUGCUGUUGUUGUUCCCAGUUAUGGAGAGUGAAAACGCACUGGCAGAUCCGCAGUUAAUGUCAGUCAGAUAUUCAACCUAAAACUAACACCACUGCAGUAUUUACAUGAAAAAACAUUUGUUGCCUCAGCUGAUAUUUUUUAUGCAUACGUGCCCCUACAUACAUUUUACAAUUCGCACACAUCUAUUUUUAGUCACACAUGCUACAGUGGUUGCACUGUCGAUCCCUGGAUCACAACUAAACUAAAGCACAUGUUAACAAACUCUAUACCUUAAUGUAGCUAAUAAACUGUCAAGCCUUUUCAGACAGCGAUCAUCACAAGAUAUCAUCAGACUGGCAGCUUUAUUAAAUGAUGGUUUCUGCAAAAAUAAUAAUAAUAAAAAAAAGAAUUAAAAACAUAUUACUCAGACCUAGUUGUUACGGAAACUGACCCAACCUUUCAGGGUUAAUAUCCAGAUUGUAUUUGAUAAAUCCCUGAGUCUGUCAUGCCUUAACCAGAGUUGUUGUAAGAUAAGUGGAUGGAAAUGCAAUCCGUGUCAUCAGGUACCAACAAAUGUGUUUGAGAAAGUUGAGAGCACUGCGGAAAUAUUUCACCUUACAAUUUCAUGUUUGAUAGCUCAGUUAAACAAUUAUUUUAUUUUUCAUAAAUUAGUUCAGUGAGGGGUUGUCACAGAACCAGAAUUUCAAUUUGAUACAAUAACAGUAAUAAUGAAAAACACUCAUACUUUUUUUUAUAUCAAGGCAAUAAAAUUAAACAAAGGGCAGCAUUCGACAAAGUGUUUAAAAAAAAAAAGAAAACAAUUGAGAUCAUUCAUAAAAAUAAUAGGUGCAAGAUCUAAUAUUUUUCAUAAGCAUCGGUGCUUUUUGAUUCUGUCAAAACAAGAUUUUUUUCCUUUGAAACCAUGUGGUAGACUACAGAGAUGAAGGGCAGGCGCCUCUGGCCAAACAAUCAAUCAAGCAAUCAAUAUUUAUCCUAUGAUUUUUUUUGUGUUAUCUUAAGUUGUUAUUCAUCAUUCACACUCUAAAAAGACCUUGUGGUGUUGUAGCUCAGAAAAAGAAAACAAUUUUACCCCCUUGAAGUUUGUCUGCACUGGUAUUUUUGCUCUUUCUAUGUAAGAAGCUUAGAAAAAUUCACAUGACCCUUGUCAUGACAUCAAACUUCAUGGAUGUAAAAACAGUCAUAAGGAGGAAUCUUGUGCUGUUUUGCUCAUGAUUGAAAUUCUUUACAGGGUUUUGUGAGGAGGAAGGGAACAGUAACAGUAAAAUGUGUCAUUUAGACCAACCUGACUCCAUAAAACUGUUGAAAGUUGAAUUCCUGUCAGCAGCAAAUACAGAAUAGUGAGAGUGCAAAAUACAAAAAAACACUUAAUGGGAUAACAAUAAAACAAAAUUAUCAGCCACAUGGGUCCUGUCUGGGAAAGUGGAGUGGGUAUCAGUGUUUGCAGGCAUAUCCUGCUUUGAAAUAGUGUUAAUGUAACGCUUAAAAAUGUGUGAAGAGGUUUUUGCUGGAAUGCAGACUUUAGUGUAGGCAUGAGGAAAAGAUCUGUAACCAUAGCUGGUCAUGCAGUGGUGAAAUUGAACUAUGGAUGUUUUAAGUAACUGUUAAAAGAGUGUGAUCAUUCGGAUCUUAAAUUAAAUAUACAUGAAGUCACUUGUGAAGCUGGGAGAGCCAUGGCAUUAGAGCGGGAAAACGCAGUGCAGAGUGGGUCCAGUUGAGCUUACGGUUUUCUGUGAUGCUCCAGAAAUCUGACACAGAAGCCAUGUUCAGUAGAAAUAUUGGGUGUUUUUUUUUCACCAGUGGCAGGUAAAGAGUUAAGAUUGGUUUAUUUUUUAUGAUUUCUAAGAUUUAUGGAGGUGUAUUUACAGUGAUAUAUCAAAUGCUGAAUCCAGAGAAUGUAAACUAAAUGCUGUGAGAGAGUAAAAGUUCCCAAGACAAGUUGUAGCCUUAGUUAAAACUUGGUCCACACUGCCUUAUCAUCUUUGAAAAACAGUCGUCUUAAAUAACCUUCACUUAGUCAACCCUCCAUCUCAACUCUGCUUAAACGUAAAGGCCUGAUGAUGUGGGUUACAUGGUCAGACACAUAGACUGGAUGGGCAUGCUUGUGUAGUGCACAUAGGCGCACACAUACAGGAAACUGUUCUCAGGCACACAACUCUUAUGCUCCAAGGAACUUUUAAUGCUCAUGCACAGAAGAAUAGCUUGAUCGCUAGCUUUACUCUUCCAUGAAAGACACCAGUGGUAUCCUAAAAUGCAGAAAUUUGCUCACACAGACACAAAGGUCUGCAAGGCCUAGUAGUGUCGAACCAAUCACUGCAGUUCAAGAAAGAUGUUUGUUUUCCUCCAGGAAGAGUUGCAUGAUAAGAGAGUGCCAUGUCAGAGAAGGGUCCGGCUUAAAUGCUAGAAAAAAAGAGAAAACAGUAAUGUUUCAUUUUAAGGGCUCAAUGACACAGAAGUAGUAUCAGUCUUUGUCUCUUUUUAAAGUACCGUGGUGUCCACCAGAUUCGGUUAUUGAGUGUGUCGGUAAGCAUGAAAAAUCCGAUGGGCCACAGCAACAUGCUUUCAUUUUUUUAAGGAAGAGUAUUUUACAGGAAACUUUAUAUCGUCUGAUUCCGAAAACUCGUACUGUUGAUUAGCCGUUGCGGCUUCAAAAUAUGAACUCGUCUUGAGCUUCUCUUCAGUUUGUACACAAACGCUUGUUCACAGCAGAUGCAGUUAUGUCGCUUACUUAGAGAGAUGUGAGUCACUGUUGGUGGAUGUAACAGGCUCAGAGCGAUAACACACAACGAACAGGCUGUCCAGUGACAGAACACAACACACAGAGGUGCUUGUGCACAUGCCUGUGAGGAUAAUAAUGAGGCGUUGCUCAUAUGUGAUGCAUCCAAAACAUGAUGUCAUUGAGAAGCAUGAAACAUACAGUUUCUGGGGCUGUGUUUUCAGAUCAUACUCAACCCUUCCUGCUUUGAAAACCUUUUAUUAAUUUUUAGAGUAAAGGUUUAAUUAUUUAUUUUUUGUGUGUGUGUGGCUUCAUUCUUGUUCAUUCUUGAAGUAAAUGGUGACAGUGGUGGUUCGAUGGCUGAUUCCUGUGUUUCUCGAAUCACAUGUCUUUCAGCUGACUUUGGUGUGUCUGCCAAAAACACCAAAACACUGCAGAGAAGAGAUUCUUUCAUUGGGACGCCCUACUGGUGAGUGGAAUACCCUGAAAACAAAUUUCAUGAUCAAUAGAUAUUUUUCCAGACUUCUUUUCAAAGAAAAACACAAAUUUGUUCUGUGAUCAGAUUCGCUUUUUGGCUCUCUUAAACACAACCAAAUCAAUUCCCAUGAACUUCAGACCUCUUUUCUCUCUUUCUUUCCAGGAUGGCUCCAGAGGUGGUGAUGUGCGAGACGUCAAAGGACCGUCCGUAUGACUACAAAGCUGAUAUCUGGUCCCUGGGAAUCACCUUGAUUGAAUUGGCACAGAUUGAGCCACCCAAUCACGAGAUGAACCCCAUGCGAGUUUUGCUGAAAAUAGCCAAAGCAGAUCCUCCAACCCUUAUGCAGCCGUCACGCUGGUGAGUCAUGACAUAGAGCUGUUCAGGAACAUCAAAACCCAGUCGAGCCCCUGGUAGGGAUGGUCAUGCAUUGGUUUUUCUUGUUCAACCAAACGGGCUCUCUUUAUUGUUUGCCAAAGCUUUUUUCAUCAGCAUUUAAGACAGGCUGACAUCAUGAGAUAUAGCCAAAACGAAUUUUUAAAUUUUUGCACACGAGUGACAUAAGACACAUGUCUGUUUUUACCACUUUAUCCUUGAAGGUCCCCAGAAUUCAGUGAUUUCCUGAGGCGAUGUCUGGACAAGCAUGUGGACAACAGAUGGGGGGCUGCACAGCUACUACAGGUACUUGCUCAUUUGCAACUUUGCAAAUGUUUGUUACAUCAUUUCUGUCGCUCUGAACCCAGUGUUUGCAAGAUGUUGCACUCGUUCUGUAAAGCAUCAUGAGUUAGAUCUUUGUGUAAAAGUCGCUAUACAAAUGAAUAUAUCAGCCUCCUUGGGGGAACUGUUCCGGAGUAUUAACCACCAGAUAAUUAUAUUUGGUGAACUAUUUUGUUUUGCAUCAUUUUAACCGGUUCCAGAGAACAGCCUCGUAUACCAGUGAUGAAUGAGACAAUUUCUCCUCCUUUAACUCUUUGUGUACUUGUCUCUGCUGUUUUCUGAAUGAUUUAGUAAAGGUUUCUACAGAGAGAGAGAGAGAAACAGAAGGGAAUAGAGAAGUCAGUACAUCAAUAAUCUUCUAUUGAUGAUACACAGAUAUUUUGAUUUGUUUCACCAAGUCUGAUCAGUUGUGUUUUCAACUGUGCCAGAUUUGCAGUCAAGGGCAAUGAAGUGGGCCUGACAUUUUCAGCUGCACUUAAAACAGUUUUUUUUUUUUUUUUCAAACUUGAAAUAAAUGCAAAUGAAUUAUUUCACAGUAGAAGUGAAAGACUUAUUUGGUAGAGGCACGCAAAAGUGCGUGAACACCAUUAAAUGCUAUCAGUGCAUGUAUUCACUUCUUUACAACAGUCAGCAUGUAUUUUCUCACUAUUCUGAGGGUGACAGACUGCUUCUUCUUGUUGAUAUCCAUUACCCAUGGAGUGGAGCUGCUGUGGCUCUGGUUUGAGCUGUUCAGGACUAAAUCAGGCUGAUAUGUCUCCGUUCAAAAGCUACAGAUAAACUCUGUAUUUUGGCCUCCCUGUCCCACAUUCCCUUGUGAAAGUUGCAGCAGAAAGUCAUUUGUUUUUCAAAUUGAUGCCUCUGACUGUUGUAUUCACAAAUUUCUGCUAUGCUGUUGUUGCAAAUCAGGCACAAUGGUUUUCCAUUUGGAGUUGUAAAGUAAAUAACUACUCUGCCCUCCAGGCAGGGCUAAACUGUCGCAUUAGUGUGAACAACAACAUUUGGUAACACAUUAUUUGACACCUAUCUCUAUAACGCAUUAUAAAUAUCUGUAUAAUGCUUUAAGAUCAGGCAAUAGCACUGUAUACUUUGCAUUAUUUAUGUGGGCAUUGUCAGUGAGUUGUUAACAGUUAUAACACAUUAUAAUACCUGAUGUUGUAAAGUCAUGAUAAAAUGCUUUAUAAUGUGUUACGAUUAUUGCUAUAAAGCGGUGGUUCUCAAGUCCAGUCCUCGAGGCCCACUGUCCUCCAUGUUUUGGAUGUUUCCCUGCUCCAACACACCUGAUUCAAAUGAUCAGCUCGUUAUCAAGCUCUGUACCGGCUUAAUAACGAGCUGAUCAUUUGAAUCAGGUGUGUUGGAGCAGGGAAACAUCCAAAACAUUCAGGACAGCGGGCCUCAAGGACUGGACUUGAGAACCACUGCUAUAAAGCAUUAUGAUCAUUUAUUAGUGUUUGUGUUAGUCGUUAUACAGUGCUUUAACGUGAUUAUAACGCAUUAUAAAUAUAUUUAUAAUGUUUAGUAGAGAGAGGCAUCAAAUAAGAUGUUACCCAACAUUUUUUAAAAGCUAGGCUAUGAAGCAUGGUCAUGCUCGUUUGAACAGGACUGCUUUUUUGAGCUUCCUGUGCAUGUGCAGGUCUUUCCAAGGACAGAAGUAUGAGGUAGAAGAGUCAGUAUCAAGCUACUUUUGUGCACACUGUAUGCUGUUCAAUAGUUUUUUCAUGUAAAGGAUUCACAUGCACUGGAGGAGUCUGGGCCACUUUUUACACUCUUGUUCUGUGAGUUGGUGUAGCUGUUAUUUCCUACGUUGGUUUGAAUGUUUCUGGUAGGCUAUGUUAUGCAAUUUUGUAAAACAGAGGAACAGAAUUUAAAACCACACAAAUAAUGAAUGUUUUUGGGCUGUUAAAUAUUACGAAAUACAAAAAAAAUUGGUUUAUGGAACAGAAAGAAACAGAAAAGGGAGGGCCAGGGAGUGUGCAUGCAGCGAGAGACCAGAGGUGGAGGUGUGCGUGAGUGGAGAACUGGAGCAGGGUGAGCAGAUUAUGUAGUUAGUCAACACCAAAAUAAAGUGUAAAGGAGGAGCCAAACGGUGAAGUUAGACUGAAUUGAUCAAAAAUAGAGUAGGGUCAUCUCUCAUGUUCUGCUGUAACAGUUAGCUACUGUAAGUUUUACGCUGAUUUAACACUGAAUCUUUGUUUCACAACGCCUCAGUGCUCCAAGUUUAGCAGCUGGUCACAGAAAUGAUAUGAUAAUCCUCAUUACCCAUCCCACACCCAUGUACCACCUGUCAUGCAGAGAAUACUCGUUCCUGGAUGACAUCUGUUUACCUGCUCGCUGUGGGUUUGUAUUGGGCACUGUAGCAUGUGUCCCAACAAGAUUGACACUCAUCCCUCUGUGCAGAAGCUGACGUCAGCUCUACAGGCUUUUCUUUUUCCAUUGGCUUUAAGGAGCUCCCUAGGUCAGAGCCACUUAUUUACAGAGAGGCAGUGAGGACACGCACUAACACACGAAUUACCACACAGCGCCACAGCUAAAGGGUUGUGCUCGAGGAAGAAGAGUCAAUGGGUUUGAAAAUACAACCCAGCGAUCUGCCCACGAUGAAGGUUUUGAUAUCUAAGAAGCUGCACAUACUCAGGCCAGCGAUCGAGUACGUUCAACAGAUCUCUAAGCCAAAAAAGGUGAGGCUGUGGAAGAGAUGGAAAGAUAGUGUGUUUGGUGUUAUCUCAGGUGAGAUUGUCUAGAGAUGAAGAUGCUGAGUGUGUUUGGUGUUAUCUCAGGUGAAAGUCAAGGUGUUGAUUGACUAAUAGCUUGAUUUAUUUGUUUGUAUUGUUUUGGAAGGGGUUCAGGUUGGGGUUACAGCUCCAGAGAAAACAGAGUGAAAGAAGGAUGCAGGAAAGAAAUAAGAAAGUCUGGACUUGUGUUUAAUUUUUAAAGGUUUUUUCGCUUUAUCUUGUCUUAUCUUGUUAAAAAUAGUCAAAGUCUGUCUGUCUUGGAGUAAUUUAUACCUCAAAAUCUGAGGGAUUAGCGCUCAGGCUUUACUGCCAAAGAAGUCAACCAGGUGAAAGUCAAGUUUACCCUAAGUUAUGCUUGGCACUUGGCGUAAAGAAAUCUUGUUUUCUAACCAAGUGGUGUCAUGUUAUAUAUCUUUUUUCACAGCAUUCGUUCCUGUCCAGUGUUAUAGACAGCAGGCCGCUGAGGGAGCUUAUAGCUGAGGCGAAGGCUGAGGUCACCGAGGAGAUCGAGGAGCACAAAGAAGAGGAAGAAGAAGAAGAGACAGAGGCACAUCUGGUGUGUAAACAUGAAUAUGAACUCGUUUGGAAACAAGUUUUCCUCGUUUUAUUUAAACUUUUGAACAGGCCAUUAAGCAAAACAUACUUAUUUUACAUAACGGCAACUUUUCAGCUGACAGAAACUUGAGCUCCACAUUUGUACCUUUACACAGAAACCUGCUGAAAUAAUAGUCAGGCCAUGAAGCAACUGCCUCACUUAUCAAAAUAAAUAAAAUCUUUUUAUGAUUUUUAACAUUCGUCAAAAAAGGUUCUUCUGCUUUCGUGUGUACUAUGUGUGCGAAAGGUGUUUUGAAUUGUGUUUGUUGGAUACCAGAGUUAAUAUGAACAUGCAUGUUUUGCAAUAAUUAUAAUAGUUUGAAAUCAAUCAGAGUAGAAAAAUGAUCCAAAUAAAUCCUCAUUUUAAAUCUACAAUUGUUCCACACAGCCCUGUUGAAUUGUUCAUUUAGUAAAAGUCCCUUAAAGAUAAAGAAUUUUUAUCACAGUCUUUUUAUAUGCACACAUUUUGUGUGCGCCCUGACCAUCACAGUUAAACUGUCAGGCUUUGAUCCAAACUAACUGAAACCAACACUUAGUAGUUUCACAGAUCAUUAAAAACAACGGUCCUUGGUUAGGUUCAGGGAAAAACCAUCACUCCUGUGUUUUAGUCCUGUUACAUAAGGACAUAUAUGACAGUAUUAAAUUCAAUAUUUGUUUCAGCAGAUUGUAGACUAAUAAGUUUAUUUAUCAAUAUCAGCAGAUAUGACAUUUCCUGCAGAUGUAAUUAUUAGCCAAAAAAGUGAUGCAUUAAUUAUCUGCAAAUUAUACAUGUUGGACACAUAAAAGUGUUGGUAACAGACAGCAGAUGCAUAACUUAAUAUUUACAUAUGUGAGAAAAAGUAAAACGGGUAACAUUUCAAAGAAAACAUGUAAUAUUUCUUCAUGUUUCAGCAAGUUGAAAAUAAAAGAAUAAUUAUUAUCUGAAGAUACAGUCAGCUUCCUAAGUUUCCCAAAAAGAGAACUCAAGACUUUGAAUAAGGAACACUGUAGUUUGAUAUAGGCUGAUCUGCACCAGCAGCAGACAAAAUAUGGUGUUUUAGGAAUCCUGAUGCAGCAAAAGGUAUUUUUUAUUUUUUUAAAUCCACCAGUGAAGAGUAAAUUGAUGAAUUGACUAAAAGCGAUGGUAAUGAGGUUUGUGCUGCCUUAUUGUGUUCUGAUGUUUGGAAAAGAUAGCAUUCCUGACUCCACUCUGUCUCUUUUACCUCUUCCUUCAGGGCCACAAACGUGCCCCCUCUGAUGUCAGCGUUGCCAGCUCAGAGGAUGAAAAGGUCCCCCUCUCUCCCUCCAUUUUGGAAUCAGUCCCUGAGAAGGCCGAGCCAAUUUUGCCGGGACCCACACCCGCCACGCACCCUGUAGCCAACCAUGUGGAAACCAGCUUAGUGGAGGAGCCGGCUGCUCCGUCUUCCCCUGCUGCUGGGAAACACACUCCAGAUGAAGACAGAAAGGUCGACCAUGAACCAGAAAAGGUUCCAGAAGCAGAAGUGAGCGAUGUUGCCUCUGAAGCAGAGAUUGAAACAGGGAUACCUGCGGAGGACAUGCAGAACCUGGAGAUAGCAGUUGAGGAUGAAAAGGAGUUUGACACAGCUGAGGUUCCAGUCGAUCCACCAAGCACCACAGAGGCCACUGAGGCUCCACAGGAAGAAAAGAUGGAUGUCCCGGAGGAAGAGGAGGACCCUUACAAAAAUCUGAAGAUGACGCUGACAUUACCAGGACAGGACAAAGUUGUCCUCAAAAAGGACGAUGAGGGCGAGAAGACAAUUCCAGACAAAGCUAGGGAUGACAAAGAGAGAGACUCAGACUCAGGGAGUGGCUCUGCUGCUGAUAACAGUAGCGUGGACAUGAAUCUGUCCAUCUCAAGCUUUCUGUCCAAGACAAAGGAGCCUGGGUCUGUUUCCAUACAGGUAACUCGCCUGUCCUCAAGUAUCAAACACUGUAUCACAUUCUGCAUAGCUAAAGGAAAUACAAUAACCUGUUUUUCCUUGUUUAUCUAGGACACCCGACGCCAGAAGAAGACGCUGAAGAAGACACGUAAAUUCAUGGUGGAUGGGGUGGAAGUCAGCGUGACUACAUCAAAGAUCAUCACUGACAAUGACACCAAGAACGAGGAGAUGAGAUUCCUGAGGUAUCCGCCUGCUCUUAUCAGCGUACACCAUGUGCACCAGUUUAUGCAAAUAUUAUAAAAAUGUCAUGCAAAUAUGUUUCACAGAAACCUUAGCGUACAACCUUACAAUGUGGAGUUAAUCUUUAUACAUGCCAAACCUUUUUUCAAACCCUUUAUAAAGAUUAACUCCUGUGAUCUGCGGGAUAUUAAAGAGACAUAACUUAAUGAGUCUUACUUUUUUUUCCCUUUACCCCCCCUGUACUCCAGGCGCCAGGAGCUGAGGGAGCUGCGUCUCCUGCAGAAGGAAGAGCAGAGGGCCCAGCAACAGCUUAGCAACAAGCUGCAGCAGCAGAAAGAGCAAAUCUACAGGCGAUUUGAGCAGGAGACCACAGUGAGUCGCUCAACCCAGAAUGUCAAUACUAAGAGAGGGUCAAAUUUGUAUUUUGAAAGUGUCUCCACAGGUGUUUUAGCAACAAUUAUCAAAGCUCUGCACUCUUUUUAAUUCUAUACACAAAGGCAAUGUGGUGCACAUGUAUUUAAGGAAACAUUCCCUUAAUGAUAUUCCCUCUAUUCACUCUUCUUCAUAUGGGUCCUUUGAGAGAUUUUGGUUUCUCUUUCUGUGAAUGGGUCUCCAUACUAUAGUGAGAUGAACAAACUAAAAUUAGACUCAAAACACUGUCAAAACUCUUGUUUACAAUGUCCAAUGUGGGAAGUUUUUUUAUGACUACCCCAAAUUACUAAGAUGAUUCACACUGGAUAAAUGUAACAGUAUGAUCAGAAGACCUCUGCUGACCCAGAAUAUGAUGGAUUAUCACAUGCAUGGUCCAGCUUGCAGAUUUGGACGUCUGUUGGCUAUAAUUACACAUUAACAUAGGUUCCCUGGUGAUCCUAAUCCUGUUCUUAUAGUGCUUUGGACUUUCCUUAUUUGGCCUCUAUGCAACAUCCUUGACAUCGACAACUUCUUAAAAGUACUCCUGAGUUUUUACACUGUGAAAAAAGAAAACUGUUCAAAUUCAAAUUCAGCUUUAUUUAUAUGGCACUUUUCAUACAAGAAUGUAAUUCAGGGUGCCUCACAGGGGCUUAAAACAACAAUAAAACCCAACCCUCACACUCAUAGACCCCCACACACACAAAGACACACACGGCCACCCUCACCCACACACACAAGCGCACACAGAGCGAGCAUUUAAGAUAUAUUGCUAAAGAGGCAUGGCUUGACAUCAGAACAUUUUGGUGAGGAAAGAGCUACCUUUGGGAAACACUGGAGACAAAAAUAAUUAAGAAUAGUAAAAAGAAAGAGUAAAACCUGAUGGACUAAGACAAGAAGAUAAUAUAAAAUAAACAAAUAAGUAAGAGCUCUUUACCAUGUAGAAGGGGUAAAAGAAGUAAAAACCUCAUUGGAGGGAAUCAAGGAAAAGACUCAGAACAGAGCAAAAAAAAAAAAUAUAUAUAUAUAUAUAUAUAUAUAUAUAUAUAUAUAUAUAUAUAUAUAUAUUAAGGCUGUCAAAGUUAACGCGUUAUUGUCGCGUUAACUCGAGUGACUUUUAUCGCCACUAAUUUUUUUGACGCACGAUUAACGCAAGCCUUAGCCUGGCUUGACCAAACUAUACACACUGCGUGGAUAUUCUUGCCGUUGUAGAGGAACAGUUGGUGAGGUGUCCAGGCUAUUUGAGCCUCGGGGCACUCCGUAGUUUCGCGAAUCAGGAAGUAGUGCACUGACUGAUACCGCAGCAGACAUAAACAAAUCCCCGUGAUCAGUAACUAGGAUAUAAUGAUAAGAACACUAUUUUGCACGGAAAUUUCAGCUACAAAGCCUUGCCAGAUGGCUCUCUUGACAGGAAAAAAGUCAUUUUUGUUUCCUGCCAAGCUGAAUUUAGUUUCCACAGGAGUAUGUCUAGUCUCAAAUAUCACUUGUCGGCCAAGCACACAGCUGAUGCAGAAAGCCCCGCGCCCCCCUGCCUCUAGCAAACAACGCUGAACGUGCAAGGUAAACAGAUGGAGAGCUAUACUAAACGCAAACUUGAAACAGCAAUCGCUAAAUGGGUGGCUACCGCUUGUCAGCCGAUUAGCAUUGUGCAAGAAAUCAUACGGAUCGCAUCCAAUGACUGGACAUAUGAAUUACCUUGAAGGACCAUCAUUACCACGAAAAUCCACGAUCUGUUCUCAUGUUGAUUCUCAUGUUGAUGAAAGUAUUACAAUUUGAAAAAGAUCGAUUUAGAAUGGAUAAAAAAUAUGCGAUCAAUUUGCGAUUAAUCAUGAUUAAUUAUGAUCAAAUUUCGAUUAAUCACGAUUAAAUAUUUUAAUCGAUUGACAGCCCUAAUAUAUAUAUAUAUAUAUAUAUAUAUAUAUAUAUAUAUAUAUAUAUAUAUAUAUACCUUCUCAUUAAAUGCAUGUUCUUAAUUCUCAUUACUAUUUAAAUUGUAGAUUCUCAGUGAAGGCAUCAAAACUAUGACGGAACACAUGAAAUCAUGUGCUUAAGAAAAAAGUGUGAAAUAACUGAAAACAUGUUUUAUAUUUUAGAUUCCUCAAAGUAGCCACCCUUUGCUUUUUUGAUAGCGCUGCAAACUUUUGCUGUUCUCUCAAUGAGCUUCAUGAGGUAGUCACCUGAAAUGGUUUUUACUUCACAGGUGUGAGAGAGAGAGAGAUAGAUAGAUAGAUAGACACACACACAUAUGUAUAUAUAUAUGUAUAUAUAUAUAUAUAUACAUAGUAAUAGUAAAAUAAAAUCAGUGAGUUGAUAAAUACACUCGGACAGCACUUUGUUCUACUAAUAAGAUUUACCUCUGUGCCUUUUAGAGUAAGAAGCGUCAGUAUGACCAGGAGGUGGAGAACCUGGAGCGCCAGCAGAAGCAGACCAUCGAGAGGCUGGAGCAGGAGCACACCAACCGGCUCAGGGACGAAGCCAAACGCAUCAAAGCUGAGCAGGACAAAGAACUCUCAAAGUACCAGAACAUGCUCAAGAACCGCAAGAAAGAGGUUAGCAUGCACAUAAAAAACAUGUUUUACAGCUCACCAGCCGGUCUUUAAGUGGGACAAGAUAGCUUUCAAAUGUCCUGUUUAUCAUAGUUGGUUGUUUUGAUACUUUUGCACACACAUGCCCUUCUGAUCUGUCUUAUAAGUAUUUACGUAACCAGCAUUUAGCUGCAGAGGCUUAAUUAGUCUGCCUGCCACUUCUCAUUUAUUUUCUCCAGCAGUGCUAAUCUAUCCACAGCUUUUGUCCCAUUUUAUUUCCCUCUAUUGCUCAUGGCUGCCACAACACAGGCCAAACAGGAAGUGGGAAUUUCUCCAAAGCAUGUGACAAAUGCUAUCAUGAAACGUAUUAAAGAGGAUAUUAUCCAGGCCCCGCAAGAGGAGGUAAUCAGGGCUCGGUUUGCUGUGAAUUUUGAACUUUGAUCCACACGACUUGUUCCUCUCAGUUUUACUCUUUAGUCAGAAAAGACUUCAGACUGUGUGAGGGGAGUAUGCAGAGAGUUAUUUAACACUUUUAUUUAUUUGAAAUAUUUUUAUGAUUUAUCCUCUCUUCUUCAAACCUUCCACCCACAUGAGUGUGCAGUGCCCACAGAGUUUUAAGUGAAUGUGCAGUGUUUAGUGCCGUGUGUAGGAGGGUAAUGUACUGUGAUCCACAGGGAGUGGCCCAUGUUAUGAUUCAGUCCUUUCAGUUGUCUUCAUGCACCCUGUGCAACGCUCCCAUACAGGAUGUAAGUGAAACCCCAGCUGGCCUCUUUUUGUGUGUGUGUGUGUGUGUGUGUGUGUGUGUGUGUGUGUGUGUGUGUGUGUGUGUGUGUGUGUGUGUGUGUGUGUGUGUGUGUGUGUGUGUGUGUCAUAAAACAUAUUAGGCUUCUCUUUGAAGUACACACGAUAUCUUCUUUAUACAUCAGUGCAUUGUGAAGAGGCCAACACCAAACCUCAGGGUAUUUUGUUCUUUAGGAAUGACGGUUUGCUGCUUCCAAAAGGCUGUGAUUUUUGUUGAUUUCUCCUUGAGUAUCUUCAAAAAGUCAAAAAAGUUUUUAAAAAAAGUUGUAUAUACACAAAGUUUGGCACUCUGCUUUACAUUUUUUUAUAAUAAAACUAAUAACUCAACUUCCAUCAGAGUUGGGAAGCUGGUUUACAAUGCCUUUAUAGCCUUAAUUUAAUUAAAACAGUUCAAUUACAACAUAUUAAAUACUCAAACUAAAAAGAUGAAUAAUUUGAUGAAAGACAUACUGUAUAGUCAUUGUGAAUUUUAUACCACCAGCAGCACAUUUCAGGAAAUUCAGGUUGGGGUAUCUUUAUUUUUGUGGUUUUUUCAGUUUAACCUGCUUUUGUGGACACAGCAGCACAAACUGUGUUCACAGGUUGUGGUAUUUGGAUGUGAUUUUGAGCCCAUGCACUGAUUUCCACUUUGGAGUCUUGUCUGCCUGAGGGCUCUCACAUCAUGUGCAGAGAUUUCUAUAAAUAACCUGAAUCUUUAAUUGACAUCAUGAAGACUCUAGAUGAUGAAAUUUGUAUAUUCUUCCCAAUUUUACUCUCAGAAACAUGCAGUUUAGACUUCAGAAUAGAAUACUUUUUUUUCAAUGACCUUACUUUCUUAAAUGGGUUGCUGGCGUCAAAUUUAAAAUGACCAUAUAUUGCAUAUAUUUUCAUUGAACUUUUAUGUUCAAAAUAUAAAUCAUUGUCAGGGCAGGGUGGCAGCUAGUUCCCUUAGAAUAAAUACAUCUUCAGUUGUUUUUCAAAAUCUCUGGGUAAGAUAUUUUUAUAUGAAUCAUAUCUUGGUUUUUAGAAAAGUGACAGCAGGGAUUAUCAUGGGCUUUUGAGAGUUCUAAAACAACUAUAAACUAAUAAUGUAAGUCCCCGAGAAUAUCAUGACGCAUUUAAACAUGUCUCAAAACCUUGAUAAGUAGCUCCUGUUUGUCUACUUUUUUUUUUUGGCUUUAUAUCCAUCUUGUUACUUUUCAACACUUAGAGACGUGCUAAGGCAGAAACCCUGAAAAUGUUUCGUGCAACACAAGUGUGCAAAUCAGUAAGUUCCUGUGUGUCAUCUGAGCCAAGUAGGUCGGAUUAUUGUGACAGACUUACAGGUGAAACAGUCUUUAUCUCUGGUUGUAAAAGUCUGGUGCAUCAGCUCAAUCACUGCUUAACCUGACAGGAUAAAGUGAAGCAUGCAGGCCAGUUAGCAAACUCAGAUAUUCAGCCCCCCUCCUUACCAUACUAACAAGGGUUUGUACAAGUUAAGAUGGUUCCUUAUAAUAUGGCCAAGCUGUAUCUUGAUGAAGGUGAAGUGGUUCUUUAGACAUGUUUUUGCCUGAAUUUUGAGAGUUGAACAUCCAACCAUUCACCUGGACUGUGUUUUCUUAAUAUUUCUGCCUAAAUCUUUGGCGUCUUUAAUCCAGGAACAGGAGUUUCUUCAAAAGCAGCAGCAGGACCUGGACAGCGCCCUGAAGAAGAUUAUCCAGCAACACAAACAUGAGCUCGCCACUAUUGAGAGGGAUUGCCUCAACCACAAGCAGCAGCUGCUCCGAGGUAUAUAGAGUUGAAAAAUUGUAUGUCGUGCUGCUCCUUUGUGACAGACUCAAAACUGGAUAAAUACAGUCUGAUUCAUUCCGAUUAGUGUGGAUAUGAUAAAGCAACAAAAAGGUUGGGAAUAUUCCUUUAAAAUGUUUCUAAAAAAUAAAGACAAAAAAGCUUCAAACAUCUAGAUUUUAUGAUCAAUAUUGGCUUGAAAUUUAAUCAGCAAUGUUAAUGGAGAUAUAACCAUGUGUUCAGCUCACAACAUGACACCAUUCCAGGAUGACGACACCAUCUUUUAAGGCUGUUAGCAACCGUCUUGCGUACAAGCUGUCAAGAAAAGAUUGCCUCCCUUUUGAUGCUGUUAUUUUGUCCUUUUAAUCCCUUAUACCAAAGUCACUUUAUACCUCUGUUUUGAUAACAAAUCUGCUCUAAUUUUCAAAGAAUGAAAAUGGUACUCUCACAAACACCAAAAAAGGGAAAAUAACUAUUAGUUAAUUCACAGCAGACAGGGAUCUUAUGGAGAUCAAUGACAGAGAAAUACUAAAAAAAAAAACAAGAGGUUUGGGGCAGAUAGCUGUAGUUAUUUUGAAUCCAUACUCAAAUGCCUCCCACUUAUCUGCCUUUGCGCUCUCCAGUGAACCCCCUUCUUUCUUACCUCCAGCAGGUCAAUGCAAACAUAACACUCAACACUCAAAUCCUCUUUGGCAAGCUUCUUUUUUUAUUCUAAAUGUGGUUUCUUGAUGUGUUGCGCAUGUUACAACAUUGAAAGUAAUCAUCCUAUAUUUAGUAACUCGGAUCGGCUGCAAACAAUUCCUCCUUUGAGGCCGUAUUAAUUCUGUGCUUAUCCAUUCUAACACCAACAAGAGCUGCACGGACCGCCAGUUAGCAGUGAGAGCUGCUGCUGGGACUUAAUCCCAUGCUUCAUGAGCCAGGAGCAACACAAAACAACACUUCCCAGAAAUGUUCACUGCACCAAGUCAUAGGAGGUUAUAACUUUGAUUUGGGAGUAAAUAAAGUGCUCUCAGUGGGAAACAAAAAUGUGAGUUAGUAAAAAACUUAAAAAUAAAAACCUCUUUUGCAAAGAUGAUGUCAGCUGACAGAAGUAUCUCAGGUAUUUAUCUCCUAAUGAGGUAACUUGUGCAAACAAACAAAAACAGCUCCAUCUUGUUCCUCCUCGACAUAACAUGAAGUGCAGCAGAAACGUUUAAAAAUGAGUCAUAAUGUUGGGGAAUGAUUUCCCUCAAACAAGCCUGUGAAUGGUUCUUCUGUGGAAUGAUAAAGCUUUGUCUUUUGUUCACUUCCCUGCCCGCUAACAGCAAGGGAGGCUGCUAUGUGGGAGCUGGAGGAGCGCCAUCUGCAGGAGAAACACCAGUUGUUCAAACAGCAGCUGAAAGACCAGUACUUCAUGCAGAGACAUCAGCUGCUAAAGAGACAUGAGAAGGUUUGUGCUGGAUAAUAAAAAAGAACUCAUUUUUUAAUCUUUUUAUAUAAUUGCUGCAAUAAAUUUUCAUUUAAGUUCAAAUGUUAAAUGUUCUGGAAAGCUUCAAUUUGAAAUGGGAACAAUACCUGUCUAGUAGGAAAGAUUCUGUACAGGAGAUAUGAUAACCAAUCAGAACACGACACCGAGCAUCACUGAGAAAUUAACAUGCUAAUUUUUUUUUGUUUGUUUGUUUGAUUUUUUUGUUCUUUUUUUUUCUCCUUUUUCUUAUAUGAGUUUAUUUAUUUAUUUAUUUAUUUUAGUAUUUUACUGCCGUCGUUGCUACCAUGUGUUUUUUUUUUCUUUCUCUGUUUACUGGAAUAUAAGCAUUGUAUAAUAUAGUUAUUUGUUUAUUUUCUGUAUACAAGUCAAUGCUUAUAUUAUAUAUUAAUAAUAUAUAUUAUAUUACGACAUAUACAACAUUUGCCACAUGUGUACUCGUAAUGUACAAUAUUCAUAAAAAAAAAAGUUCAAACGUUAAAAGUUGCACUGAUUUCUCUCUGUGCUCUUUGUCUGCUUUUGGUUGUCCUGUGCAGGAGAUGGAGCAGAUGCAGCGUUACAACCAGCGUCUGAUCGAGGAGCUGAAGAACAAACAGACACAGGAGAGAGCCAGGCUGCCCAAAAUCCAGCGCAGUGAGGCCAAGACCCGCAUGGCCAUGUACAAGAAGAGCCUGCGUAUCACUGGAGCAACCAUCAGCCUGGAGCAGGAGAGGGAGAGGGUCAAACAGGUGAUGAUUAAUACGAAUAAAAGAAAUCAACCAUUUAUCUGUCGUCUUGUACUGCUGUAAAAUCAAAACAAACUCCUGGAGUCUAAAUUUUUCUCUUCAAUUAAAAACUUUUGAGACUGAACCAUAACUGUGUUUUCCAGUUCGCUGCUCAGGAAGAGAAGAGACAAAAGAACGAGAGGCUCCAUCAGCAUCAGAAACACGAAAACCAGAUGAGAGACCUGCAACUGCAGUGUGACGCCAACGUCCGAGAGCUCCAGCAGCUGCAGGUAGAGAUGAUCAAGAACACCUUUACUUGGACUGAAACAGUCAAACAUUCAAUGUUAUUGUUUUUUUUUUUAUAAUGAUCUACUGGAGAGUAUUCAUUCUAGUAUCCCAGUGCUCCGUGUUUAUUUAAACAUUUUUAUUGUUCAGGAAUGACUUAACAGGUAGAAAGAGUUUGAGCCUUUACCUCAUUCGAUCUGUUCUGCUGGCAGCGGAGGGGUGAGCUGUAAAAGCUGCAGCUUAAUCUGUCGGCACAGACUGUUACUUGAACUGUCGGGCACCAUUAUGCAAAGGAUCCUUUUUUAGAUAGAUCUUUUUGUUGAGGUAAGAUCUUUUUUUAUCCAAAAACAGCAGUUACAUUGAUGUAUUUAAAGCCACCAGGCUGCCCUGACUGUAAGUGGCAAAAAUAGUGACAUCAGUACAAACUCUCCCGGUGAUGAUGGUGCCGUCAUUACAACUGGAAUCUGAACUACCAGCUUAAAGCAGAAGAAGUGAUCUUUGAAUAUUUACACUGUUAGAAAGGACAUAAAUAAACACUAGAAUUAGAGUUUAAAUUACACUCUUGGAUUUCAACUUAAGACAGAGUAACAUUUGUGAACUUUUGUUCCCCUCUAUCUGUGUAUGUGUGUUACAGAACGAGAAGUGUCACCUGCUGAUUGAACAUGAGACCCAGAAGUUGAAGGAGUUGGACGAGGAGCACAGCCUUGAGCUGAAGGAGUGGAGGGAGAAACUACGACCCAGGAAGAAGGCAAGAUAUCUUUUACGAUCUUUUACCUCCCCUUUUCCUACUGUAUCUCCAAAAACAAAGAUUUCAGUGAGUAAUUUUGAUACAAGGUGCAUGGAUGUAUAAAGUGUGUGUUGAAGCCUCAGGACUUGACACUAACUUUUUUCACAAGGAGCACAUUUGCUCCUGAGUUGAAAAAGUAAGGAGCACACAAAGAACUUUAGGGGUACAAUCAAAAUGUAUUAAAUAAUGUUUGUCUUAUUGGUCGACAGAAGUACUAUUACUUGAAAUUAAUUUUAGGUCUUUUGGUCACAUGACAUGGAAGCUAUUGAAGGAAAACAGCUUUUCUUGAGAACAUCAACUGGUAAUUUAUUGAUGGUCCCUUAUUCAGCACCCAAUGUUGACAGAGAGGGUGCCCAGUAGAGUGAGAAGACAGCGGUAGAUCAGCAGUAAAUGUCCAUCAAAUAUCCAACCUAAAAUAACUUCACCGCGGUAUUUGCGUGAAAAAACAUUUGUCGCCUCGGCUGAUUUUUUUUAUGCACACGUGUGCCCUACAUACAUUUUACAAUUCGCGCACAUCUAUUUUUAGUCGCAAUUGCGAGUGAAACGGUUGCACUGUGGAGCCUUGAGCCUAUUAGAAGUGUGGGUGCAGGGUUUUUAGCUAAAGUGUGGUACAUCCUACAAGAUAAUCGUGCCAAACCUUGACAGAUUAUUCUUCAGUGUGUUUAGAUUGAUUUCUCUUCUCCUGUGCAAUCCCUGUGGAAGUUAAGUAGAGCUACCCCAACGUGUAUUAAUAAACAUUAAACAAGUUCGACAAUUACAAUCGGAAAUCCUCAUGUAUGUGGAGGAUGGCCUAGCAUGAAUUCUGCCCACUGUCAUUUGUAAUGAACUGACGAAUACCAAGCAACAGGUGUUUGGUUAAACAUACCAACACUGAACUGACAAGAACAGGAGAUGAACAGGAGUUGCUGGUUCAUCCUACAUUUACUAAGUGGCUGGCAAAGGUUAGCUCAUGUAGUCUGCUAUGUUAGGUCUUUUUUAACCUCUGGAGAAUCUAUAGGAUUUCCAGGUUUUGAGAGUCAGGAUUCCAGCUGCUGGUGAGAAGAGUUUUUGGUGUGUGUGUGUGUGUGUGUGUGUGUGUGUGUGUGUGUGUGUGUGUGUGUGUGUGUGUGUGUGUGUGUGUGUGUGUGUGUGUGUGUGUGCAUUUGAUGUGCUGUGUUUAUUACAACAAUGCACACCACACACUAAAGGAACAAAACCAUUAAACAUGUCUCCAUUCAUCAUCAUGUGUGGAGAUUCUGACAUAUUAAAAAUCCGUUAAGAUUCCCAUAACUUAGUUAUAGCGUGUGCCAAACUUUAGCUUAAGUUGUGGGUAGGGCUGGGCGAUAAACCAAAAAUUUACAGAUACCUAAAUUUACGUCAAUAACCAACGUCAUUUUGCCCAUAUCGGUUUAUUCGAUGUAAAAAAAACAGUAAAUAAAAGGGGGUUUUAGAUGUGUGUAGGUAGGCUAUGGUCUCAUGUUCCUUAAAUACACUUUCCUACAUCAGAGACGUGACUCCACCCCAUCCAGUCCGUAACAAAGAGGGAAAGACAGGUGAGGAGAUGGAGGACGAUCCAAAAGUUGUAGUGGCUGAAGUAGACGAAGUUAAUGUGGGAGGGGGUGAGCAGCUUGUGAAGUAGUUAUUGAGGUGAACUGCUCAAUAUAUGGAGAUAUUGAUUUGAGGCCAUAUCGCCCAGCCCUAGUUUUGGGGUAUAGUAGACGAGUAAUCAUAACAGUGGGUAUCUCCCAGUGUGGAACAGUUAGUCUGAAUUUUAAAGUACAUACAUGAAGUUGUAUGCAGGCUGUGUCUGGUUGAACUGGUGUGUAACCAAUACAGACAUGUGGGAAUUGACCUGCAAUAAAGACCAACAAUGGUGGUGCUAGCUCUGCCAAUGUUAGCCACACACAGCUAACCAAUUUGACGUUUGGUACCCACAAACACUUUGAUCCUGUGAUUAGCCAGGUCGAAUAAACAGUGCUUAAUUUUGACAAAGACCACAGCUCCAGUCAGAGAUAUCAGGUUUCAAGAAACUAACAGGUUGACUGAGAGCCAGAGAGCUCUGUGACACACAAACGUCUGGCUUCAAGCUAGGUGUUCUAGGUUAACCCUCUAGUCACACUUCAUAGCACUCCCUCUGGUGGAGUAAUCAGCUGUUCUUUUGUUUGGAUUUGUGUAGUAAUACGGUAAAUGUUUAAACAUUUUAACUUUGACUUCCUAAAAAGUCUUUUUAAAUGUAUUCAUAAACUCAAGUGUGACAACAGCGUGUCUGUUUCCAUCCUUCAGGCCCUGGAGGAAGAGUUUGCCAGGAAGCUGCAGGAGCAGGAAGUUUUCUUCAAGAUGAGCGGAGAGUCGGAGUGCCUUAACCCCUCCACACAGAGCCGAAUCUCCAAGUUCUACCCCAUACCCAGCGUCCACUCCACCGGUUUCUAA